Molecule: messenger RNA, 4059 nt
Organism: Owenia fusiformis
Lineage: Eukaryota; Metazoa; Annelida; Polychaeta; Sabellida; Oweniidae
Source: the annotation of a GenBank genome assembly
AUGCCGUCGACCGGUCUCACAUGUAGAAAAUGUGAUCAAGAAUAUGACGGAUUGACUGCAGUUACAACCAACCCAGAAUUUGAUGCACCAAGUAAAGUAUCAAAUGAGAAAGAGUCCGCCCUUGUGCACACAAGAAACCAAGCCUGUAUACUGAGUCAAGAAAUGGCGAGUCAUGUUCGUUCAGAGAAUGGUCAGGCCUAUGGUACCUCAACUAAUGGGAAGACCAGCCAUACCAAAGGAACGGCCACCAUUAUUCAGUUAGAAAGUGACCAAGAUUGUGAAACACCAUCCCAAAGAAGGGCCAGCCCCGCUCACCUAGAAAGUGACCAAGUUUGUGAAUCACCAAUCCAAAAUAUGGAAAACCGCGCUCAAGCAGAAAGUUGCCAAGUUUGUGAAUCACCGAUUCAAAGAAUGGACAACUCCAUUCACCAAACAAGUGCCCAAGUUUGUGAAUCACCAAUGCAAAAAAUGGAAAGCCGCGCUCGACCAGAAAGUUGCCAAGUUUGUGAAUCACCAAUUCAAAGAAUGGAUAUCCUCGUUCAUCAAGCAAGUGCCCAAGUUUGUGAAUCACCAAUCAAAAAAAUGGAAAGCCGCGCUCGACCAAAAAGAUGCCAGGUUUGUGAAUCAACGAUUCAAAGAAUGGACAACCCCAUUCACCAAGCAAGUGCCCAAGUUUGUGAAUCACCAAUCCAAAAAAUGGAAAGCCGCGCUCGACCAGAAAGUUGUCAAGUUUGUGAAUCACCGAUUCAAAGAAUGGACAACCCCAUUUACCAAGCAAGUGCCCAAGUUUGUGAAUCACCAAUCCAAAAAAUGGAAAGCCGCGCUCGACCAAAAAGUUGCCAAGUUUGUGAAUCACCGAUUCAAAGAAUGGACAACCCCAUUCACCAAGCAAGUGCCCAAGUUUGCGAGUCACCAAUACAAAAUAUGGACAGCCAUGUUCAACCAGUAAGCGCCCAAGUUUAUGAAUCACAAACCCAAAGAAUGAACAGCCCCACUCAUAAAGAUAGUGCCAAGGUUUGUGAAUUACCAAUCAAAAGAAUAGACAGCCACGUUCACCCAGACAGUGUCCAGGCUUGUGAAUCACCAAUCAAAAGAAUGGACAGCCUUGUUCAUCUAGAAAGUGCCCAAGUUUGUGAAUCACUAAAAAUGGACCACCUCGCUCAACCCCAAAGUUCCCAGGCUGGUGAAUUGCAAAUCCAAAGAAUGGACAUUUAUAACCACCAAGAAAGUAGCCAGGUUUGUGAAUCACAAAUCCAAAGAAUGGGUAGCCCCGCUCACCCAAAGAGUCCCCAAGUUGCUGGAUCUAUAAUCCAAAGAAUGGACAGCGUCCACCCAGAAAGUGGUCAGGUUUGUGAAUCACCAAUCAAAAGAAUAGACAGUCCCGCUAAACUAGAAUGUGCCCAAGUUGGUGGUUCACCAAUCCCUAGAAUGGAUGACCCUGCUCACCCAGAAAGUAAACAAGUUUGUGAAUCAUUAAUUAAAAGAAUAGAUAGCCCCCCUCACCAAGAAAGUGUCGAGGUUUCUGAAUCCCGAAUCCAAAGAAAAGACAUGCCCACUCACCAAGAAAGUGGCCAAGUCUGUGAAUCACCAAUCAAAAGAAUGGACUGUCCCGCUCAGGAAGAUAGUGGCCAAGUUUGUGAUUCACCAAUCCAAAGAAUUAACAGCCCCGCUCACCAAGACAGUGGCAAAGUUUGUGAAUUACCAAUCCAAAGAAGGGCCAGCCCCGCUCACCUAGAAAGUGACCAAGUUUGUGAAUCACCAAUCCAAAAAAUGGAAAGCCACGCUCGACCAGAAAGUUGCCAAGUUUGUCAAUCACCGAUUCAAAGAAUGGACAACCUCAUUCACCAAGCAAGUGCCCAAGUUUGUGAAUCACCAAUGCAAAGAAUGGAAAGCCGCGCUCGACCAGAAAGUUGCCAAGUUUGUGAAUCACCGAUUCAAAGAAAGGACAACCCCAUUCACCAAGCAAGUGCCCAAGUUUGUGAAUCACCAAUCCAAAAAAUGGAAAGUCGCGCCCGACCAGAAAGUUGCCAACUUCGUGAAUCGCCAAUCCAAAGAAUGGACAACAGUGCUCACCAAGAGAGUAGCCAAGUUUGUGAAUCACCAAUCCCAAGAAUUUACAGCCCCGCUCACCAAGACAGUGGCCAAGUUUGUGAGUCACCAAUACAAAGAAUGAACUACCCUACUCAUCCAGAAAGUGGCAAAGUUUGUGAAUCACCAAUCCAAAAUAUGGACAGCUACGUCCACCCAGAAAGUGGCAAAGUUUAUGAAUCACCAAUCCAAAGAAUGGACAACCCCACUCACCUAGAAAUUGAACAAGUUUGUGAAUCACCAAUAUCAAGGAUUGACAGCCCCGCUCACCAAUAUAGUCGCCAAGUUUGUGAGUCACCAAUCCAAAGAAUGGACAGCCCCGGUCAUCAAGAGAGUACCCGAGUUCGUGAAUCACCAAUCCAAAGAAUGGACAACCGAGCUGACCAAGAGAGUGGCCAAGUCUGUGAAUUACCGAUCCAAAGAAUGGACAGACCCGCUCACCUAGAAAUUGACCAAGUUUGUGAAUCACCAGUCCAAAGAAUGGACAGCCCCGCUCAACUAGAACGUGGCCAACUUUUUGAAUCACUUAUACAAAGAAUGGACAGACCCGCUCACCAAGAUAGUGGCCAAGUUUGUCAGUCACCAAUACAAAGAAUGAACUACCCUAUUCAUCCAGAAAGUGGCAAAGGUUGUGAAUCACCAAUCCAAAGAAUGUACAGCCCAGCUCAACAAGAAAGUGGCCAAUUUUCUGAAUCACCAAUACAAGGAAUGGACAAUCCCGCUCACCCAGAGAGUACCCGAGUUCGUGAAUCAACAAUCCAAAGAAUGGACAGACCCGCUCACCUAGAAAUUGAACAAGUUUGUGAAUCACCAAUUCCAAGGAUUGACAGCCCCGCUCACCAAUAUAGUCGCCAAGUUUGUGAGUCACCAAUCCAAAGAAUGGACAGCCUCGCUCACCCAGAGAGUACCCGAGUUCGUGAAUCAACAAUCCAAAGAAUCGACAACCGAGCUCACCAAGAGAGUACCCGAGUUCAUGAAUCAACAAUCCAAAGAAUCGACAACCGAGCUCACCAAGAGAGUGGCCAAGUCUGUGAAUUACCAAUCCAAAGAAUGGACAACCCCGCUCACCCAGAGAGUACCCGAGUUCGUGAAUCACCAAUCCAAAGAAUGGACAGACCCACUCACCAAGAUAGUGGGCAAGUUUAUGAAUCACCAAUUCAAAGAAUUGACAGCCCCGGGCACCCAGAAAAUAACCAAGUUUGUGAAACACCAAAUUCAAGGAUUGACAGCCCCGCUCACCAAUAUAGUCGUCAAGUUUGUGAGUCACCAAUCCAAAGAAUGAACAACCCCACUCAUCUAGAAAGUGGCCAAGUAUGUGAAUCACCAAUCCAAAGAACGGACAGCCACGUCCACCCAGAAAGUGGCAAAGUUUGUGAAUCACCAAUCCAAAGAAUGGACAACCCCACUCACCCAGAAAAAGCCCAAGUUUCUGAAUCACCAAUCCAGAGAAUAGACAACCCCGCUCAUCUAGAAGGUGCCCAAGUUGGUGGGUCACCAAUCCCUAGAAUGGAUGGCCCUGCUCACCCGGAAAGUGAACAAGUUUGUGAAUCACUAAUCAAAAGAAUGGAUAGGCCCGCUCACUCAAAAAGUGCCCAAGUUUUUGAAUCACCAAUCCAAAGAAUAGACAAGUCCGCUCACCCAGAAAGUGGCCAAGUGUCUGAAUCACCAAUCCAAAGAAUGGUCAGCCCCGCUCACCCACAAAAUGGCCAAGUUUUACAAUCACGAGUCCAAAAAAUGGACAGACCCACUCACAAAGAAAGUGACAGCGGUGUUCACACAAAAAGCCAGAAGCACGAUACAACAACCUGGAGAACCGUCAGCACUUUUCACCCACAACCUGGUCAAGAUUGUAAAACACUAGCACAACAAGGAACGACCAGAAAUAUGUACAAUGUUGAAACACGGGAUUUGGGCGUCACGGUAGAAAGAGCUUCCCAAGCAGGUUUUCAUUAUUACAUUCUUGUUUCCUAG